UGUUGAGUGCCUGUGAAUACUGCACGAGGCUACUGGAGAGGCAACUGUAAUGUUGGGCUCUUCCCGCACCGCGGCUUCGCGAUUGAGAAGUUAAUUCAUUCCUUGGAGUUGGGCACUCCACCUGCGUAUGACCCUGCUUUGCGCUGGUUAUUCAAGGACAGCUGCUACACUGGACAGCAUCUAUCUAUGGUGAAUGUGCCGUGGGAAUGUGCUUGUGAUUUCUCAACAGAAGAUAGCGUUUCCUGUGUGUGUGUGUGCAACUAUUGACCCAAGAAGCGCAGCCUUGUGAGCACACUGUAAAAAACUAAAACUGUUCCGUGGCAGACACACGCCAAAUUGAAUGCGAUGGGAAACCAGGUGGAGCGGCUGACUCACCUCACGUACAACGAAGUGCCCACCGCCGACCCCACCGGACUAGAUGCUGACCUGGGCUCCCAGAUCGGAGUCUCCUACAUUUUUUCUGACGAGGAAGAUCACGUGGAGGAGGGCAGGAUUUCAACAGACGACACGAACACGGCUGCCCACGAUGACAGCGGCAACGAUGACAUCGAGUAUACGGUGAACCACAAUGACAAGUGCAUCUUCUCCAAGCGCAGGAAUUGCACGAACCUGCGCACGUACCUGCCGGAUGUUCUCGCUACCCGCUGCAAAGCAGGUGACCUCGUCGAGUUCGUGAGAGCCCUCAAGCAGCCUCACUGGGCCGUGUGGGUGGGCAACGGGCAGGUAGUCCACCUUUGCAACCAGGAGAUCAAGAGGGAGACACUCGCCCUGGCCUCGCGCGGAUGGCGUGGCCGAGUGGUCAGCGACUGGUACCGCUUCAAGCCGCUGGAGGUCGAGCUGGUGGUGCAGAACGCGUGCAAGCACGUGGGCCCUUCGCGCGGUGUGGCCGACGCGCGUUGGCACAAUUCGGAGGGCUUCGCCGCCUGGUGCCGCUACGAGCGGCGAGAGUUCAAGAGCGGUGGCGAGAUCCGCAUCGGCAAGCAGCCGUACACGCUCAAGGUCUACCUGGAGGAGGAGCCCAUCGUCAUGAGCUUCCAGAGCCUGGAGGAUGUCAUCGGCGAGAGGAGGAAGCGGGACAUGCAGGGGAAGGGUGCGCUGCUUCAGGAGCUGAGACAGGAGCUGUGACGGUGGUGGGAGAGCGAUGCGGUGGUUGAGCAUCAGGCGGGCGCGGGGGGAGUGGAGAGUCACCACUUUGGCGUGUUCGGACAAGUUCGACGUAACCCCCUCUGGGAUCAGGAUUUCAAGUGAAAAAGACGUGUUGCUUUCGUCAACGAACAGGCCGUGUAAUGCAUUCGUGCGUUGAACAUGUUUGUGGAUUUGUAGGGAGGUCAGGUUAUCGAAUUGGAUUUUUUUUUAUUUGGCGCGCCGUAAAAUCUAUAAGAGAAGUCCAGUGAUCUACGGUUACAUAUUAAAAACGUUUAUUGGCAAAUGAACUGAAAUUACAGUGUGGACAUCGGGUUUAUUUAUUGUUUAAUGGUACUCAUCCUGGCGUGUGUCAUGACCAGGUUUGCAUUUCAAUGUGCGGCUGCCACAGCGUAUUUUUCCUCUUCUUGUGGAGACGCACAAAGCAAUACUCCACACAAAGAGGAGAAAGUGGCAGAAAUAGAGGUUGUAUCUCAUAAAAGAUUUAUGAUCAAAGGAGGAGCCCAGCGUGCAUUUCAAUUUCAAUAUAUUGAGAUAGAAAAAACUCAGAGAUGUGAUUUUGUGGACAAGAUGUGACAGCAUAAUGGCAUAAAGGAUAACGGUACGUGGUUGCUCAAGAUUAAUAUUUCAAUAAUUAUAGACGAGACAGUACAGAGAACAUUUUAAAUAAAAACAAUUAUUCCAUUAUAUAUUUCAUACAUCCAAAAAGCCUGUUUUGUAAUGUCGCCCACGCUGACUGCAGUGUUUCAAAUGUAGCUCCUUUAACAGUGAUCGGUUAAGUAGUUUAAAUAAUUGCUGUAGUAUCAUUAUUAUUAUGAUGCAUAAUCAUUUUCUGCCCGGUCAAUGCGCAAGCAUUAAGACUGGUUGUUCAAGAAGAAAAAGCUAAAUAACUUUAGGAUUUAAUUUCCCUCCAACGUUCGCAUAGUUGCUGGGGUAUUUUAUGCAAAUUACUUCAUACUUCCCUGCUCACAAAUCUCUGUUUAAAUGUUAUAAAAGCAAUCGAAGAAUGUGGUAGGUGGAUAGGGGUGUGAAAUCUCACGUGCCAGAAAAAUAAUGUUUUUUAUAGAAUAUUUUGCAACUGUACAUGCUAUUUCUAAGAGUAUAACUACAAAAAAUUACAGUCUAUCAUACCACACGAAGCGCAUUGUAUUUUGUGUCCAUGGUUUUCUAUAAAACGAAUGAUCAUUCACUGUAAUUUGUUGAAAUAAAAUUAUCUGCUUGAUUA
Messenger RNA from Lethenteron reissneri (Far Eastern brook lamprey), 2368 nucleotides. RefSeq names its product LRAT domain containing 2 (gene LRATD2). The record is from RefSeq and is a predicted model, not a curated record. NCBI's taxonomy places the organism in Eukaryota, Metazoa, Chordata, Hyperoartia, Petromyzontiformes, Petromyzontidae.